This is a messenger RNA of Triticum dicoccoides, 1370 nucleotides long. RefSeq names its product probable inactive purple acid phosphatase 16. Gene Ontology annotation, cellular component: cytoplasm. The transcript is spliced from 3 exons. The record is from RefSeq and is a predicted model, not a curated record. NCBI's taxonomy places the organism in Eukaryota, Viridiplantae, Streptophyta, Magnoliopsida, Poales, Poaceae. Bases 46 to 1188 code for a protein of 380 amino acids. Gene Ontology annotation, molecular function: hydrolase activity, acting on ester bonds.
UUGACUCCAGAGCUUAACCGCCACGGUACACCGAGCGCGCGCCAGAUGCGGUGGUGGCAGUGCCGCCUCGCGGCUGCCGUGGCCCUGGCCGCCGCCGUGCUGGCUCUGGGCGCCGUGGGGCCGCGCUCGCCGGCGCCACUGCGGUUCGCGCCGGGUGGCCGGUUCAAGGUGGCGCUGUUCGCCGACCUGCAUUACGGCGAGAACGCCUGGACGGACUGGGGCCCCGCGCAGGACGACGCCUCCGACCACGUCAUGGCCGCCGUGCUCGACGCCGAGAAGCCAGACUUCGUGGUGUACCUCGGCGACCUCGUGACGGCGAACAACGUGCCGGUCGCCAACGCGAGCCUGUACUGGGACCGGGCGAUCUCCCCGGCCAGGCGCAGGGGCGUCCCGUGGUCCACGGUGUUCGGCAACCACGACGACAUGCCCUUCGAGUGGCCGCCGGAGUGGUUCUCCCCCGCGGGCGUCCCGGCGGUGCACUGCCCGCCUGCCGUGCCGGCCAUGCCGGACCCAGGGUGCAGCUUCCGGGGCACGCCGCGGGUCGAGCUGAUGACGGCCGAGCUCGACCGGGCUUGCGGGCUGUCGCGCUCCUCGGUCGGCCCCAGGGAGCUCUGGCCCGGCGUCUCCAACUACGUGCUGCAGGUGCUCUCGCGCGAGAGGCCGGAGGACCCUGCUCUGCUCAUGUACUUCCUCGACUCCGGCGGCGGAUCCUACCCGGAGGUCGUAUCCUGCGCACAGGUCACGUGGUUCCAGAGCCAGGCUCGGUUCCUCAAUCCAGACGGCAGGAUCCCUGAGCUGGUAUUCUGGCACAUACCGAGCACGGCCUACGUCAAGGUGGCUCCAAAGGCCACGAGCGAGGUCAGGAAGCCCUGCGUCGGCAGUCUCAACGAGGAAGACGUGGCGCCACAGGUGGCCGAAUGGGGCAUCAUGGACGCUCUUGCCCACAGGCCUUCAGUUAAGGCGAUCUUCGUGGGGCACAACCACGGGCUGGACUGGUGCUGCCCCUACGAGAAACUCUGGCUGUGCUUCGCGCGGCACACGGGGCACGGAGGAUACGGUGACUGGCCAAGAGGGGCGAGGAUCGUUGACAUCUCUGAAAAAAAGCAUUUCUCUGUCAACUCUUGGAUCCGGAUGGAGAAUGGGUCAACGCACAGCCAUGUUACCUUGAGCUCUGCUCGGUUUAAUUAGGUUCAGGCUCAUUUGCCCUAGCUAGGAUGUGUUCAGUUUGGAAAGUCCAUUGUAGAUUUGCAGUGCAAACAGUUUGUGUUCGAUUUAGUUAGGGCAUCCCAAAACAGACCCUCAAAUCGCCAGCAUCCAUCCGGUCCGGACGUGUUUACCAUCCAACGCGGGCAUAUGUAUCGGUCCACUGA